AGUCAAGCAAGCUUUCUAGCUCAGAGAGCUAAAAACAUACAAUAUAUGUAUUACUGUACAUGUGUAUGUGUCCAGCACUGCUGUAUGAAUUAAACUGUGGCCCGGCAUAUUAAUUAAGGGCAUCUGUUUUUUUUCUCGUUCCAUUAUGUUGGGCAUACUGAUCAUGCAUGUAGUCUAUGGACAUCCCCUUAUUUACAGCAGCAGUUCCUGAGGACGAAUUCUGGAGUCACGCAUUAGGUAAUGCUGUCAUUCCACCGUAGCUUAUAUUUGGACCAACACCUUUGGGGCAACAUAAUACUGUACUUUCCAAUUCGAAUGUUGUGUACAAUAUCUGUUGUGUAUAUGUGAGCAAUAGGGGCCAACGAUCGUGUCCCGUUUUUCGUUGGAAAUUUUACUCUCAUAAUUUUGUCCCGCGAUAAAUUUUCGGACGAAAAUUUAUCAGGAGUAUUCACCCCAUAUUUUUAACAACUGCUGGAUUCAUAUUAAUAAUUUUCGGCCAAGAGUUGUUGAUAUUUAUAAAACUAAAAUUUUCAUUGGGGAUUCAAUAAUUUCUGCGGUAUCUUCGUCUGCUCAAUAUUCCACAUUUUUCUACGGGAAGCCGCGUUAUUUACCCACCAAACGGCCGACUUCUAUACAGUACAGUAUUCUGAUCAUCACGUGCACUAGCUCGAGCCCCGCCGGUUUGGUAGAAGCUAGUGACACCUUUCGGAUAAGGCUGCAGUCAAUUUAUCCAUCAAUGACGUACAGUAUAUGUUGCAGUCUCUAUGGCCUCCAUGGUUCCAUCUGACCAAUCAUUGAACUCCGCCUCUGCUAAGAGUUGGGGAUUCGCUCUAAGUUGUUGGAUUGGCGUGUGAAUGAUUGGAAUCGAAACUUAAUCAUGCCGAAAAUCGUCUCUCGAAGUAUUGUUUGUUCUGACUCCAAGGAUAAGGAAGAAUAUAAAGAUGAUCAGCCCUUGAAGGUGUACUAUUGUCUUUGUGGACAGAUGUGCUUGAUCAUUGAUUGUCUCUUGGAAAAGCUGCCUCUGAGGAAACGAGAUGGGGCGCGAGUUAUCGAUGGUGCGAAGCGAGCCCAUAAAAUAACGUGCGAGGAUGCGGAACCCGUUUUUAUCAAAAGAGCAGAUGGAGCUGAAAAGCAGUUCCGGAAAAAGUGCAAGAGAUGUGGUCUCCUCCUAUUCUACCAACAUUCACCCGGAAGUAACGUGCUUUUCAUCGUGCGUGGCGCUCUCACUAUGACGUGCAGUGGUGGCAGUGAGCAAACAAAUUUCUUCGAACAUGUAGCUGCACAAGCAGCAGUUCCGACGGACGGAGCAGAGAAGAUCGUGUUAACCAAGCGUACCAAGAACAUGGGGAAGUUCUCUUCAGUCACGGUUUCUACUGUGGACGAAGAAGAUGAGGAAAUUGAAGCUAGAGAAAUAGCGGACUCCUAUGCAGCCAACGCAAAAAUAAUUGAGAAGCAACUGCUUCGCAAAGGAAUGAACAAGCGUAAACUGAUGGGAGAAGCCGAGGUUCAAACUGUCCACGACAGAGAAAAAUACGACGUUUUCCUCGGAGGUUCUUGCAACCCGACAACUUGGCGACAAGAAAUCGCCAUUCCAUUCAUGGAGGAACGAGACAUUCAUUUCUACAACCCACAGUUACCAUUUUGGCGUCCGGAACUCAUUCAGAUCGAACACGAGGCGAAAAUGAGUGCCUCUCUUCUCUUCUUCGUUGUGGACAACGAAACCCGCGCGGUUGCGUCUAUGAUAGAAUCAACGUACCUCGCAGCAUGUGGUCGAUGUUUGGUACUUGUUGUGAAUCUCUUCAAAAGUGAAGGGCACGUAAUAUACGGUGAGUCCUUGUCGCGGAAGGAACUACACGAUCUGAGCUACUCUCAACACGUAAUGAUGGAUCUGGUGGAGCGAGAAGGAAUCCCGGUUUUCGGCAACAUGGAACGUGCUCUGGAAUGCGCCAGCUUUCUAGUAGCAAAGCAGAAAGAGCAGACUUUACCCGAUUUCGUCGCUGGGAGUUUUGGGCUGUCGAAUCCGAUUCGAAUGGCUCAUGUCACGCUGGGAGACAAAAUGAGGAAAGUCAAAGAAGCUUUCGAUGCUUUGGACAUUUAUAACGUUGGAAAACUGUCGCUUGAAGACAUCGGGAUGGCGUUCAGAAUCCUGACGAAACGCACUCUCACUCCGGAAGAAAUCCGGAACAUCCAAGCCCGCAAUAAAAAGCGUCGUCUUUCCGCAUCUUUCUCGUCACACUACAGCGAUUCUGUCGGUCGAAGCCGAAGAUCCGGAUCUAGCGGGUGCCUCGUUCGUCGUGCACCGACGAACUCCGUGACGAAAGUAACUGCUCGUCCAAUUCUUGCGCACACACGCGCAGAGACAAUCGACUUGUGCCGAGUGUCGAGAACCGACGUCGGUGCUGCACCUUGUCAUUCCUCUUCCAUGACGUGCGUUCCUUCAUGUUCGAAAGUAUCCCCGUUAGCCAUUGCAGCUGUAAAGAAUAUUCAGAAGUCCAAGGCCCGAAGGAGGACUGUUUCAGGGCUCACGAAAGAACCUGAUGAGGGGGACAGUGUCGUUGACGAGGCUUUGCCUGACCAUGGACGGAUAUUAGAAACAACCAGAAACUCCAUUGACGAAGGAGCUGGCAUUGAUUUCGAUGAAUUCUGUCGGAUCGUUGCUGCAUUAAAAGUGCGCGAGGAUCGUCGGAAACGUUUCCCAGUGUCGUUGGUAACUCUGGAUGAAGUCAGUGAACCCAAGACGCUGUCUGAAAUUUCCGACGGGAAAGCUGUUCCUUUUAAAAAUGUGGCUUGGCAAGAAGAGAAUUAUUGGAAUUGGUGGAAGUGUGGUGGGAGACAAGAUGUGUACCUCGGUGGAAUGCACGGAGAUGCAAACUGGAGGGAAGAAAUUGCGAUUCCCAUGCUAAAACGAAAUGCCUUGACCUACUACAGUCCAGCGUAUUCUCCGUGGUCUGAUAGACUAUCUUCGACUGAUAUGGCAGCAAUGGAUACCUCGAGGGUGCUUUUGUUCGUGAUUACGGAUAAAACUAGAAGCCUUGGUUCAAUGAUCAUGGCUGCGUAUUACAUUGGACUUGGGCGUGACGUUAUCUUGUGCAUUCAGCUGUUGCCCAAGGCGGUUUCGGUUCACGGGGAAACCUUGUCCGAGGCCGCCGUGAAAGAUUACAACCGAGGGAGAGUUUAUUUGAAUGACUUGGCGAGGCGUGAAGGCAUCCCGGUUUUUGAAGGCGUCAAGGAAGCAGUGGAGUGUGUGAUCCAGAAGUGCCUCUUGGGCAACGCCAUGAGCGAACCAAAUGUUUAA
Notodromas monacha is the source of this 3295-nucleotide messenger RNA. The record is from the annotation of a GenBank genome assembly. NCBI's taxonomy places the organism in Eukaryota, Metazoa, Arthropoda, Ostracoda, Podocopida, Cyprididae.